AUGGUGCUGAAAGGUGAGAGGAAAUAUGCAAUGUAUUACGUCUACAAACACUUAGUCGAAACUGAUAUUAAGAAAGGAAAUUAAAAAGCUGUAAUUGAAUACUAUUUUAAAGAUAUUUAUACGACAAUACCGAACACGGGCGGGUAAUCGUUGUAAUUGUUGUUUUAUAAUUAUCAUAAUUAUUUUUGAAAAUGUUCUAGAAUAUGUACUUUUUCGAAGUGAUUUUUUUUUGUCUUAUCUUGAGUGGAUAUUUUCUCCCUGAUCGAUCAAUAUACCAUGUAAUGACAGCGACGCAAAACAAUGACACAACAAUUGGACGAUGGAAGACUGAACCCAAGCAAGACACCCUGUUCUUGGCGCGAAAUUGUCGCGGCUGCAAACUCUCUCCGCCCGCGCAAACAAACAAACUACGCAGAUCUGAAGAAAACAAAAGCUGCUUUUUUGUACGAAGCAGUCCAGCUUUUGUUAACAAAUAUUUUCAAUUUUGUCUUUGAUAGAGUUUAGACCACAAACUUGUUCAAAAGGUACGUGUCAUUCUUUUCUCUGUGUUCGUGCAAUAGUUGUUCUUCAAACUUCAUAGUUGUUUUACUGUGUUCAGCUUACGGAAACCAACUCCGAACAGGCGUGUAUGUCGUGCUUAGGAGCUGUUGGGAGCUUUUCUGAUUGUUAAAUCUGGUUCAGUAAGCUAUAAAAAUUUUUCUAUAUCACAGUAGAGUUUACAUUAGCUCAAGCUCUUUUUUCUUAAUAGGGUUAGUCCAUUUCUGCAAAGGUAAUAGUUGGCUUAUAUUUCACAAUGCAAUUCAAGUCAAAACUCCAUGCGAGAACCUACUAACAUCAAGAUUAACCAACUCUGGGUUUUCUAACAGUUAUACUUAACUACGAAAACUACUUCAGGGUAAUGAAAUAAUAUAAGACUUACAUAUAUUUUUUUUCAUGGACAGUGUACUCCAAUAAAAAUGUGUGUACCAGACUUUGAUGGGCAUAGUACUGAAGCAAGUAUAUGAUGAGCUUAUUUGAACUGGAUUCAGUGCAGUUUAUCAAACAAAGAAGUGUGAUUAUUUGAAGACUUCGGAUGUUUUACAGACGUGAGUAUCUCUUUCUAUUGAUUUUUCUGGGUUGUAUACGUAAUGGGGCUGAGGCUGCAUAAUUUUUAAAAUGUUCCAUUGAUUUUUCUGCCACAACAGCUAGGUAUGUUUCAACAUUUAAUAACAAUCAUUCAAACAUACCGACCUGUCCCUUCUUUAUUGUGACUGGACAAUAACUUUAAAAAUAGCCUGCGUAGCAAGCUUUCCCGCGCGAGGUUUGUGCAAGAGACUAAGUUUAUAGAGGGCAAAAAGAGGAAGGAGGGGCCGGGAGGGGCUAACUCGCGCAAUAACUCUAUUGGAAACGCUUGUUAUGCAGGCUAGGUAUAAUAUAAAGUGUUUCUUUAGUUUAACUUUAAGCUUUGGGCAUAGAGGGAAACUUUUAUUGAAUUUUCCUGGACCUUAUUAAGUGAUAAUAAGGCUCGAUUCAAACGUCAAAUUUCACAAAUGACGAACUUAAUGACAAUCCACGUACACGAAAUGUAAGGUUCCCAUUCAAAAGCAUUAGGUUCGCUACACAUUUUUAACUGGGUCUUUAAGUUUUGAUAAAGGUAAAGAGAAAGGGGGAUUUUCUGCAGAAAAGGAGCGAUAGUAAAAAGGGAGUGGGGCCGAAAAAUUUAUUUAAAACACUAUGACUGAAUUUUUUAUCUCAAAUUGCUAUAUCCUUUUACAAUUAUUUCACAGAUAAAAGAAACAAGCAAAGUGAUAAGUCUCCAGUGGAACGAAACACACAACAGAGGAAGAUUGAAGUUAGAUACAUGGCGUUUGUCUUUCACUUACAUCAAGAAUCAAAAGCACUCUAGAAUGAAAAUGUUCGCAAAGAUAACAUCAAGACAGAUGGGCUCCUGAUCAAGAACAUUUCUUACUUACGAUGAUUUUUGCACUGGCUUGCGUGAAAGAAUUGUUUUAAACUAUUUUGCAGGUUGCCGUCCGUGUCAACAGCUUUUAUCUAAAACAUUUAUAG
This is a messenger RNA of Porites lobata, 2046 nucleotides long. Lineage: Eukaryota; Metazoa; Cnidaria; Anthozoa; Scleractinia; Poritidae. The record is from the annotation of a GenBank genome assembly.